Periophthalmus magnuspinnatus is the source of this 6851-nucleotide messenger RNA. RefSeq lists its product as uncharacterized. Bases 469 to 6504 code for a protein of 2011 amino acids. The transcript has 22 exons. Lineage: Eukaryota; Metazoa; Chordata; Actinopteri; Gobiiformes; Gobiidae. The record is from RefSeq and is a predicted model, not a curated record.
GUCUCGCUGUGCAGGAAGUGGCGUGUCUGCCUCUCAGUGGCGCUUAGCUUUAGCUAUUUACAUUAGAUUUAGUGAAGAUUGAAGCCUACAUUUUGUCUGAAUGACAAUUAUUAAUGAUCUGGACACAAACCCCGUGUUCCUUCUCACAGCUGAUAAAGUCUGUGGUCUGUGUUUAUCCAGAGGAGCUUCAGUUUCACUCACCUACGGUUAGCUCUGUUAGCUUUUGUGUCCAGACAGUUACUGCAGGUUGAGCCGAACUGAGCUCACUGGCGAGCUUGGGUUCAGGUUACAGAAAGAGGUUAGAGAAAGAGUAUACAGACACUCAUGUGUCUGAGCUGGCGGCUGGAGCUCCUUUCUGAACACAGGGGUUUGUUUACAGCCUGGUGCUGCACGUAGACUGAGCCAUGGAGCUGCACUAGAGCCACAGAUCAGCUGCAUUCUCCUCAGUCUCAAUAGUAUUGCUCCGUCAUGGAUCCAAGACAUCCUCCUACGGGGCCUGACUGGGGCCCACCACCUCCUGGCUGGGGGGGACCUCGGCCAGACUGGGGGCCUCGAGGUGGCUGGCCUCGUCCAGAUAACUGGCACCCUCCUCCUGGUGGGUGGGGGGCCCGUGAACCUCCACCACCUGAUUUCUGGGGGCCUCGUGGGCCACCACCUGACUGGGGCCCCCGUGGGCCUCCGGGGUGGGGUCCUCACCCACCUCGGGACUGGGAUCCUGAGGAAUGGAGAAGGGUGGAAGAGUGGCGACGCUGGCAUGAAGAGUGCCGGGCCCGAGAUCCCUGGGGUCCACCAGGACCACCACCUCCCUGGGACCUACCCACAGAUCCAUGGGGCCCAGAACCUCCCCCUCUGGGCCCGUCUCCUGCAGCCCUUCCCCCUCCAUUGCCCCCUGUGGAUUUACCUCCCCCAGGCUUGCCUCCUCCAGGUGUGGGGUUACCUCCUCCUGGGGUGCCUCCUCCAGGUGUGGGGUUACCUCCUCCUGGGGUGCCUCCUCCAGUAUUGCCUCCUCCAGUACUGCCUCCUCCAGUACUGCCUCCUCCAGUAGUUCCUCCUCCAGACUGUCCCCCACCCUUUGGCUUCCCGGGCUUCCCUCCUGGGAGCUGGAGUGGAGCGAGUUCUGAGGCCGACACAGAAAAGCCCAUUUGGAUUAAAGCGCUGCUCUCUGCCCCACCUGGAACUGAAACAAAGCCUGCUGAAGUGGCCACUGGUGCCACUGCACCUCUUCCUCCAGGAACAGAACCAGUGAACAAACCCCCAAAAUCCAAGAAGGUCUUCAAACAUAUAGGCCUGCUGGGAAAACCAGUUUCUAAGGAACCUCCACCAGGCCGGUCCAUAGGUACAAUAUCUUACGUUGGGCCAUCAAGCGGAUCUAUUGAGAGAGACGACAAGGUGAAGUUCACCUUUAGUUUUUCGUCAUUUUUUGGGAAUCCCAAAUCAAUGGUCACAGGAGUUCGAGUUCACUUCACUGCUCUUAAUGAAAAUAACAAGCAUAUUGCUACUGACAUUAAGGUGCCAGAAGGUGGAACGGCGAUUGUGGACCCCGAAAUCUAUGAGGGCGUGGUGAGCCAGCCCCUGAAGGAGGCUGCGCCGGGCGAGCGCAACUACCCCGGGCAAGUCAAUGUGACCAUAGGCAAGCUCCUGACCAACUUGACCUAUGAGAAGAAAGACUGCUCUGUCACUCUGCUAGAGAACGACCACAUCCUCCUGAACCUCCUCACCGACUUAGUCACAAACAAACGGAAAGCCACCAACAUCAGGCCCAAGAUCCCAGAGACCUUCAACCACACGGGCGAGAUGAGGGAGAAGGGCGUAAUCCUGAGCUUUAAAGGCCAAACUGAAGGUGUGAUCAAGUGCGACCCUCAUGGAGAGAUUCCAUUUGACAUCACUGAAAACUUCAGCGACGUGGACUUUACGGAAGAAGAUGUAAACGAAGAAGUGGAGUUCACAGUGAUCGAGCUCCGUGCAGGGAAGCGCGCCAUCCGGAUCCGCAGAGUCAAUGAGCCUCUGCUCUUCACUCUAAGUUCACUGGCCACUGAAGAGCUGGAAGAAGAUGAAGAGGAAGAAGAAGAGGAUGAGGCAGAAGCACAGGCAGUUACAGAAGACCUGAGUGACCAACCCCUCCAAAUGAGAGCAGACAUCCCCCUGUCCAACUUCGAAUUGGACACAGGGCUGUAUGAGGGGGUUGUGAGCCAGCCCAUCAUUGAGCCCUCGGCCACAUCGAAGGGAUAUCCGGGUCAGAUUCACGCAGUGAUUGGACCAUACAAGACCAACGUGACGUUUGAUCACAGAGAUUGUGGAGUGACGCUGCUGAAGUACGACCAAGUGCUUAUGAACCUCCUCAUCGAUAAAUCUAAGGGCAAGAAGAGAGCUGCCAACAUCAAGCCCAAAAUCCCGUUCACCUUCACUUACACCAAGGAGAAGAGGGAGAAGGGUGUCAUCAAAAAGCUGGGUGCAGUACAGGGCACCCUAACUUCAGAGGAACAUGGAAAUAUCCCAUUUGAUAAAAAGGAGAACUUCAGCGACACAGAGUUCAGCUCCAGUGACCUCAAUAAAGAGGUGGAAUUUACCCUGAUACAGGUAAAAAAAAAGAAGCAUGCUAUCCGCCUCCACAGACUUCAUCGAAUUUCUGAGCAGUUUCUGCUAGAGAAAAAGAAGCGACAGGAGCAGGAGGAGCUGCGUAGACAGAAAAUAGAGGAGAGAAAACAGGAGCUGGAGAGGAAGAAGAAAGAAGAGGAGGAUAUCCGCUUGGAGGCUGAGAGGAAAAAAAAGGAGGAGGUGGCUGCAGCGUUGGCUGCUGCUCGAGACAAGUUGACUCCUCUGGGAUUCAUGAUGCGUGGGCCAGACCCGGAUGAAGUUGUUAGUAAAGAGCGCUUUAAUGGCACUGUUUUAAAAGCCAUCUGCAAACACCCUCCAAAGGAGAUCAAGAAAGAAAUGGAGGAUCCAGAAUCAGGACCAGCCCGAAACGUAACACCUCUGUUCCCUGAGGUAAAAAUCAAGGUAGAGAAGGAGGAAUCAAUGGAGGAGCCUAGUAAAGAAGAGAAGGAUGAAGAGAAGGAGGAGAAAAAAGAGGAAAAAGAGGAUGUGAAGUUGAAACCUGACAUUGGGCUGCUGGUGAUGACUGUAGAUGGACAGCAGAAGAAACUCUCCUUUGGACACAAAGACCUACUAACACGGGCCACUAUGCUUGUCGGAGACAAGGUACGCUUUAACAUUGCAACUCGGCGAGAAACCAACGAGGAAAGAGCGGCUUACGUAGAGAUCCUCGGUGAUUCGUUUGUGGAGUCUGCAGAGGAGCGACAUAUUGGCAUUGUGAUAGAGUUUUCUGACAGCUCAGGUUUGAUCAAAUGCAGCCAGAGCCCCCAGCUGUACUUCCAAUUGUCUGAGGUGGCUGAGAGGAAGAAACUGGAGCUCAAUGAGAAGGUGGAAUUUAGCAUUAUCCCGCAUGAAACAUUGGAGGGCGAGCAACAGGCGAUCCGAAUUAAACGUUACACUGAAAGAAUGUUUCUGCCUGUGAAGAAAUUGUCUGGAGUCACUGCCAACAAGCACAAGCCAAUGACCAUCAAGCUGUCCAUGCCUUCUGAGGAGGAGAGGAAGAAGGCAGAGGCAGAAAAACUAAAGGCUGUAGUGAAGAACCUAAGAACACAGGACAGUAAAAGUCGCAGUGCAAGCAGCCGCCAUCGAUCCCGCUCCAGAUCAAAGAGUCUAGAGAGGGAUAAGUUUGGACGAGUGAAGUCAAAGCGCAGUUCUAGUAAAGAUCACUACAGCCGAGACCGCUCCAAAAGACGCUCCAGGAGCAGGAGCAGGGACAGGAGCAGGGACAGGAGCAGAGACAGGAGCAGUGACAGGAGCAGGAGCAGGGACAGGAGCAGGGACAGAUCCAGAAAGCGUUCCCACAGUAGAGAGCACUCCAGGAAACGAUCCAAGAGCUCAAGCUCCAGCAGGAGUCGCAGUCGAAGCCCAAGGAGAAGUCGAGAUAGAAGCAAAGAGCAUUCCAGAAGGCAUACCUACAGCCGCGAGAGGGACGAGUACAGGCGCCAACGCGAGCCAAGUCCCAGACCGCCACGCCACAUGGACGACGAGCUGGCUCGGAAGAAGAGGGAACUGGAAGAGCUCAAUGAAAUGAUUGCAUACAAGAAGGCUUUGGUGGAGCCCAGGGUCAUGGAGCCCAGGGUCAUGGAGCCCAGGGUCAUGGAGCCCAGGGUCAUGGAGCCCAGGGUGACGGAGCAAGGAGGCAAGACCUGCAUCGACUAUGACCACGGCAGAAGAGCUGUUCCUCUGAAAGAGUUCAAACCAGUGGUUCCAGAAUACCCCCCUUCCAAACCUUAUGGGGACCCAUACUAUGACAGAGAAUACAAUGUGUACAGGAAGCAGUGCUAUGCAGAUCCUUAUGCAGACAGGUAUGGUGAUCCGUACUAUGACCGCCGCCCCUAUGGGGCGCCAUCCUAUAAGGACAGAUCCUACCCUGAGCCUCCUUAUGGUGAGCCCUCCAGACGCUACACUGAUCGCUAUGAUGUUUACGACCCACCUCCUGAGAGUCGCUACCUCGAUCCAAAAUACCCACCAACACCAGGCCAAUCUUAUUCCAACGAUCCCUACCACAGAGCACCUCUAGAUGACAGCCCUCUACCACAGCAGAGCCCUACUCCCUCCGGCCCUCCCUUCAGACCCCCAUCUCCAGAAGAGCCUGCUCCAAAGAGCCCCCCUCCUAAACAGGAGACCCCUCCACCCCCAGUUGAAAAACCCCCAUUAGACCGGUUCCUUGACAUGCUUCAUAAGAAGAAGGUUACUCCAGAGAAAUACGUCAGCCCACCCAAAGAUGAGCUGCUUCCGCAUGAGCGAGCACUAAAAGAAGGCACCACUGGCUUCUCUCAGAUCGUCGGAUUGCCUGAAGUAAAACCCACUCAACCCACCAGAAGCCCUACACCACCAAGUCUCCAACCAAGAGAGCUGGAGAAGGCCGAACCCUACGACAAGAUCCAGAGUCUUCUGCAAAGUAUUGGGCUGAAAUUCACCUCUGAUGACAUGACCAAACUCCGAUCACAAGCUGGAAUACUAUCCUCCGCUCCCAAGUCAGCUUCUUUGGAGCGGGAGGUCCAGCAAGUGGGCUCCAGCAGAACCAGUUCUGUGGACCGCCUUCACUCUUCGUCUCCAGUCAGAUCAGCAAGCUUGGAACCUGCCCGGAAGCCAGUCAAUGAAUAUGAGAGCUUCCUGGACCAGCAGGAGUUAGAAGCUUUGCAAAAAGCUCAGCAAAUGCAAAGUCUGACUCGCUCCAUCAGUGAGGGCACUCCACCUCCCAGACCACCUCCAGGGCCCCCUCCUGCCCAGUACCAGCGCCCUCCAGUCCCAGACAGCUGGGAUGUCCAGAUUCCUCAAGCUUUUUCCAACCCCAACAACCAGGCAUCUUAUCUGGAUAGUGCCUCUAAAGCUCCUCCUGGACCGGCCCCAGGACCCCCGCCCAAACGUGUUGCAUCUCAAGCCCCACCAGGACCUCCGCCUGGGCCCCCUCCCAAACGGCCCGCUGGACAGGCCCCUCUUCUCUCCUCCCUGUCGUUCCUUGGACAGGCCACUGCCCAGACUGUCCCCUCUGCUGUUCAGGCACCUGGCCAAAGUUCUACAGACCCGGCCAUCUCCACCACUGUAGCUCGCUGCCUCCAAGUCAUCGAGACAGUCAGGACCCUGGCUCAGCCGUCAGCCAGACCAGUCAAAUCUGUGCAGUUCAAUUUACCCUCUGAGUCCCAGGCCACAAUCGCGAGUGAGGAGGACAUCAAGAACAUGCAGAAGGAGAAGUUGGAUCUGUAUAAUCAGCGAAUCCUGGAUAAGAGGGACCUGGAUAAGAAGAAGUAUCUGGAGUCUCGAAAAUCAUCGGACAAGAACAAGGAUGGCUCAGCUGUGGUCCCAGCUAAGCCCGUGACUGUGGAGCAAAGGAAUGUGUGGAUCUGCGGACACUCCUUGGUUUACUGGGCUGAGUCCCGGGCCAAGUCCCCUGAGGUGGGCAUGCAGCUGGGUAUGGACCCCAGUCGUGUCACCCUGUGGUGGAGGGGCACCCAGGGCAUGACCUGGUCACAGCUGCUGCCCCAACUGCAUCAGCUCAAAGUGCUGUGGCCCAACCCCGACGUGCUCAUCAUCCACCUGGGGGGCAAUGACCUGAACGACAGCCCCACUGACCUGUUGACGGCGGUGCGCAGAGAUUUAGCUUCUAUCAGGAGCAUCUUUCCGCACUGUCUUCUCGUUUGGUCCCACAUUUUGCCGCGUCGCGUUUGGAGACAUUCGAGCGACAGUCAAGAGGUGGAUCUGGUGCGUACCACUGUGAACCGGCGCAUUCACAGUGUGCUAACAGAGCUAGGGGGCGUGUCUUUAUCGCAUGAUAACAUCCGGUGUGGCGCGAAUACCGGGCUGUACCGCGCUGACGGGGUGCACCUCAGUCCUAAAGGUAUCGACGUGUUCAACCUCAACUUGCAGGACCUCCUCGAGAAAUGGGACCAGGAGGUAAACAAAUUGCAGUAGGUUUUUUUAAUGAGGAUGCUAAAAUGGAACAGCUGGAGAUACACUGAUCUGCUGGGUUUAGUGAGGGUUUAGGCUAGUCAUUUUAGCAGUGCUAGUGGAACCUCUUCAAGAACAGGACUCUGAUCAUAGUUAGAUCUGAUAUUGUUAGUAACUUUUGUCUUCAGUCUUAACUAAUGCAUGUGUAAAAUUGUUAGAAUAUCUGUAUCCACAACACCACGAACAGCAGACAGUGGUCCUCAAUCAGUCCAUUCUAGCAUUACUCAAAUUUUGAUACUUCACCUGCGUUAGUUACAUAAAACCAUUUGUCAUCUUUUGCUAAGUGUGCUGACUAUUUACUCAAACACAUU